This is a messenger RNA of Pecten maximus, 10918 nucleotides long. RefSeq names its product protein NO VEIN-like. NCBI's taxonomy places the organism in Eukaryota, Metazoa, Mollusca, Bivalvia, Pectinida, Pectinidae. The record is from RefSeq and is a predicted model, not a curated record. The transcript has 35 exons. The coding region runs from base 234 to 9431 and encodes 3065 amino acids.
AUGGCGCGUGUUCCAGCAUUGGGGAAAUGGUCCAUUGGAAAUUCCCCUGGCGCAACGAGCCUAAUCGAAAGUACACUGCUUUAGUGCGUAAACACAGCUUCAUGGUGUUUUUCUAACAUUGAAACCAGCCAUUGUCGUUGUUGAUAGAAGUUUUUUUUGACUGCUGACGUACAUCAUGAUCACCUGACAACAGGGAAGCAAGCUGAUUUGUGUGGGACAAAGUCACUGUCAGAAUGCUGAGCAAGAAAAAGUUUGUGGAGCGUCGUCACUUCAUUAAAAGAAAGUUAUACAACCUUCUACAGAAAGAAUCACCCCAUGGAGUGCUCAAGCAUGACUUAUGGAAUUUGGUGGCCAGUCGUACAGGUCAACAAGUUGCAGCCCACUAUUAUGGCGUUGCCAAGAUGCACCUUUUACUGGAGAAGUUUGAAGAUAUGGUGUGCGAGAAUGUUCGUGGUGGCAAGACCUAUAUAUCAUUAGUCCAAGGGUAUGUUCCUUCUGAUGCUGAAUCCUCUUCUGAUGACGAUGAGACUAGUGACAGUGAGGUACAAAUUGACCAAGUGUCGUCAUCCAGACCAAAUAUCCGGGCUCUGCAACCAGGAAAGAUAGCACCCAAUCCAGGAAAUGAUGGCCUGUUGCGCACACCAGGCCAAGGUUUAGGAAACUGCCUCAUUCCGAUUGCUCCUUAUGUACAGCAGCCGCUCAUGCUCCUCCAUCCUAUGCAGCCUGUCCAACAGCCUGUCCAACAGCCUGUCCAACAGCCAAGACUGACUUUCCAGGUGCCAGUGCCUCCCCAACGUAAAACCUCUCAGCACAGCACCCCGAAACUUCCGACUGAACAGAACAUGGAGUUAGAUGAAGAAGACUUUCCAACUUUAAUGUCCCAGCCGGCAAAAACGGAAACAUCCUUGGAUGCAAACAAAACAUUAUUAAAAAAUAACUUGGUAUCUCUUCUUAAAAAUUUUCCCCAUGGAAUAAAGAAGUCAGAAAUCUGGAGGGUAUACAAUGCAACGUAUCGUCUUCAACCAACCGCAAAGAACUUUGGAGUGACCAAACUAACAAAUGUGUUAACAGAAUUUUCAGAAAUUGAAGAAUUUGUAAAGGGGGAGAUACCGUUUUUGAGAUUGAAAAAUCAGGCUCCUUCACCAAGCUUUGGUCUAUCUUGGGGUCAGGGAGUACAGAGCCAUAUGUUGGGUCAGAUCCAUCGGGAAAGAUCUUCUUCCACCAGCUCAGUGGAAUCUAUGGCCAGUUCCAGCAGUAGUGCUCAGGGAACGCCAUUUAAGGGUAAGCAUACAAGGUUUAGUUCACCAAAGAGAGAAUUCAUCGACCUCACAGAUGCAUCAUCGUCAUCGAAGAAAAAUGGACCUUUCAUUGAUCUUACAAAAGAAAAGGAAAAAUCUCUCCCUAGCAAAGAUUACAUUAGCUGUGACCCAAAGGAAGGUACGGCUAUGUCGCCACAACAACAGGUACAGCCAGCCAGUAGUGUGUAUUUGAAGUCAAAAAUACUUCCAUUGAUGCCAGCAGGUACACAUCAAGGGGGACAAGUGAUAGAUCUCACAGAGACACAUGUUACACCCAUCAGCCGGCGCGAGAUUGAGGAAAGGGAGAUUAGAGUGUCUGCCAUAAGGGGCUACGACGGACGCAGACGACCACCACCUGAUGUUCUUGAAAAUGCUGCUCAGGAAUGCAUUGAGAUUUUGGCAGAAGCUAACCAAUAUGUCUCGCUCUACAGGGUGGAGGAUCUGAUAAAAAGAAGGUUCAACACAAAUAACAUUAUGCAUCUUGGAUUGAGGUAUUUUGAGCAAAUCAGUUGCAUAAAUGAAUUCAAUCGUAGCAUUGCAAAGGUCAACGCCUACAUCCAGGCAUUUGUGAAGACCAGGUCUAUAUGUACGCUUUAUGAACUGAACCAGUGUCUGUUAGAAUACGCUCCAGACAAGGAAGAUUUUGCUUCAUUCAAAUUUGGCCCUCUGCAGCGUAUGCCAGAGGUGUAUAAACUGUUCAAGUUUCCCACCGACUUUGCAGACAUUCCUGAGAUCACAAGUAUGGAUGUCCUUGAACACUUGCGCAAUUUCAUGACCAAGCACAACAAAUGGUCAGAGCGUCUGGUUAUGGAGGAGUUUAUGAACUAUCUGGUGGAGGUCUAUGAAGCUGAGAACGCCUACAUGCUUGGGGUUAGACUUCGUAGUCUGCCUCUCGCUGCAAUGGUUUUAAAAAAGGCACAGCGUGAUGUUUCAUCAAGUAGAAAAGUCAUUCAUGAAGGAUUUAAGGAGGAGUUGAGGCAGCAGAUACAGCAAGCUUUCCAAAAGUUCCGUGCCUCCAUCUUACAGCCUGCGGGUGACUCGAGCCUUCAAGUACGGCAACACUACCUUCAGCUCCAACCAGAAACAGCAAUUAUGGAGAUAUUUCAGAAGUUCCAGUUAAUCACCCAACUAGAACAGCCAUCCACGAAGUUUGAAAGGCGGCAGUUUGCUCAGUUCCAAAAAGUGGUGUCUGACUUUCUAAUGGCGAUCAAUGCAGAUUCGUUAGGAUCCAAGCUGUUCCACCUGGCAGUGUGUGUUAGUAACACAGUACUAGAGGAGGCAGCCUGUGAACUUCUGUCUCCCUCGACAGAAAACCAGGAACAGGUAGACACAAAACAGGACGGAGAACAGAGACAACCACCCAGGAAAGGUGAUGUUAUGGAAAAUUUGAAGAAGUACCUGGAGAGAUGUCUUGGGCACGGAUCUCUGAAGCUGUCCCAUAUGGAUAUGAUUGAAGAGAAGCUAGCUGAUGACUUUGAUUUCCCAAGUUUUAUUGCCAUGGGACAUGGCCGCUUCCUAGAGUUUGUCAUCAGGGAAGCCAAGUCGUUUCUGGACGAGUGUGGUGGGAUGACAAUUGGUAUGGGUGUUUCUGGUGGAGACGGUGACUCUGUGUACAGACCACAGAAGUCCGAGGUGCUGGAGUUCAUGCACCAGUGUCGACAGUGUGGCUUAGAACAGAAUGAGGAUUUGGAGAAGGCGAUAUGUCAACAGUUUAGUGUGCGAGAGCCCAAGCAGCUUGGGUAUGGAAAUAUUGGGCGUCUCCGUACAGAGAGUGAACGGCCAGGCAAACAUCAGUCCAAGGAACACACUGUGUUAUAUGAGUCAGCUCUUGGAUGCAAUCCCAGUACGACACCCCGGGGUCAGGUUGGUAUUAUUGGUCAUCAGACACGGGAGACAGCUCUAGCCUGUCUACACAACUGCCCCCUACUGGAGGACUUGGCAGACUGGAGCCAGUGGACACUGGUGUUUGAGCCAGAGCAUGGCAAACUGAAGGACUUCCUGCAGAAGUAUGGUGGCUCUCACAUCUCCACCAUUGAUGGUAAACGUAUCAUGACAACAGACAUCCUUGCAAUGGAGACCAAACCAGGCAAAUUUCUAAAGCUGACCAGUCGGACGUCUCCGGAGAUUUUUGAGCAGUGUUUGAUAGACCGUAACGUGACUGGAGUGUGCGGUCACCUGAUGUCAAUGGUUGUGACCAAUAAAGGUCUGGACAACACCCCUCUGGCCCUACUGACCAACCACCUGAAGACAGCACUGUUUACCAUGCAUGGCUCAGAGAGCAGCCACAGCCUCCCAGGAGCGCCCCCUAUGGGUGGUUCUGCCAAUGCAGCUGUGAUGUUCGUUUUGGCCUGCCUGGUAAAGCUGCCAAUUCGUAGCUGUGUAUCCAUGGCUGAUAAGGUGUUCCUUGAACCCCUUGGGCAUGUUGUGGGCUCUACCAAGUCUAAGUCUCUACUGUUAGGGGCAUGUAACAGUGUGUAUGACAGGAACCGCCUACAAGAGCUUGGUUGUCUCUUGGGCAUUGAUGAAUGGACACAGCUGAUUCAGUCAAAGUGUUUUCUGCCUGCGGAUGCUAUAGAGGAAAUCCCCACUGAUGAGGCACAGGAGUUCUUUGGACAAGUGGACCAGGUUGAAGAGAACAGUGACGAUGACUCUGACGAUGAGUCCUCUGAUGCAUCCUCUAUACUGUCCAGCGACGAUGAGGAGGAGGAGGAAAAGAAGACAGAGGUGUCGGAUGAAGUGGUGAUUGUUGAUGAAAUAGUGGUUAGUGGGGAGGACACCUUGGACAGUCAGAACACAGACAGUGUCAUAGACAUCACAGAAAAAAUUGUGGAAUUAGAGGAGGACAAGGACAAGGAAGAUGAGGCAAAUGAUGAGGAAGAGGAAAAUUUGACCGAAGAGGAAAAACUGGAGCGACGUUGCCACAAGAUCAUUGACAGUAUCCGUCAUGACGAGUUUGGUAUAGGAGUAGAACUUAAUGAGGAUGGCCAGAGGUUGAUGCUAGUCCAUCAGGAAAGACUUGGACGCAGUCUGGACCGACUUUCUAAGGACCUCUACAGCAAGGAUACCCACUUUGUGCUGGAGCUGGUACAGAAUGCUGAUGACAACACUUACCCUGACACAAUGACAAGUGAUGUAUGUCCCUCGGUGACAUUUGUUACGAGACAGGAUUCUGUCAUAGUCCUGAACAAUGAGAGUGGCUUUGAGGAGAAAAAUAUCCGUGCCCUUUGUGAUGUAGGCAAAAGUACUAAAGGAAAACACACAUUUGGCUACAUAGGCCAGAAAGGUAUAGGAUUUAAGUCAGUGUUCCGUGUAACAAGUCGGCCUGAAGUUCACUCAAAUGGUUACCAUAUCUGCUUUGAUGCCAAAAGUGGCCCUAUGGGUUUUAUACUGCCCCACUGGACUGAGGACACCUGGGACGACGGCAAAGAUUGGACUACUAAGAUAGUGCUGCCAUUAAAAGAAGAGAUGGGUACUCAGUCUUGUUCUCUGGCCGCCCGGUUUGAUGACAUCCACCCUUCACUGCUCCUUUUCCUUCACCGCCUUCGACGAAUCACUGUCCUAAACAAGGUAGACGACUCGACUCAGGAGAUGCGACGUCGCGACCUUGGCGACAGUGUGGUGGAGAUACAGCACAACAAAGGCACAGACAGAUUCCUGGUCAUCAAGAAGUCUCUGGACGCUUCCAAGAUUUCUCUCCAGGCUAAAUCAGGAGUGGAGGUAGACUCCACAGAGAUAGCCAUGGCCUUCCCACUUAGAGCCAAGGGUCAACGAGGACACACACUGGCCAAUCAACCCAGACAGCCAGUAUUUGCUUUCCUGCCACUCCGCAGCUACGGAUUCCGGUUCAUUGUGCAAGGUGACUUUGACGUGCCAUCUAGUCGUGAGGACGUGGAUAGAGACAGUCCGUGGAAUCAGUGGAUCCGCAAUGAGCUCCACACCCUGUUUAUUGAGGCUUUGGAUUUGUUCAAGUCCCAUAAGGAGUUCACUGCCCUUGAAGCUGUCACAUCCUUUCUCCAGUUUGUCCCCAUGGAGGAUGAGAUCCUAGAUUUCUUCCGACCUGUUGCUUCACAGAUCCUUGCUAAACUCAAGGCUAAAGCAUGUGUGCCUACACAGCCAAACAGCAAAGGUAUGAUUACCUGGAAGAUGCCUUCACAGACUGUGAUUGUUCGGGACUCUUUGAUUUGUGAACUCAUCACACCUGAGAUGCUACAGAAACACCUGAACCUGUUUUAUGUGCACCGUGAUCUUGCCGAGUCUUUGAACACAACCUUGACACAGUGUCUGGGCAUUGAAUGUUUGACCACUGACCAUCUGAUACAGAUCGGAAAGGCUCUGAUUCUUGACCGCAGCCAAGAAGAAGACUUUGACAAUCAGAUCCUCAUCACUUCUAAGUGGCUGGCAUGUGUGUACCGGAGUCUGGAUGAAUUCCAUGACAACCAGGCCAUCCUGGACACUCUGAGCACCCUGAAGAUUCUGCCUCUUACUACCUACCAAUUUGUGGCUUUAACAGACAAAACAAUUUUUUUCCCUCUGACAGAGGAUAAGAAAACACUACAAAGGGGAGAUCCUAUGAUGGUCCUGCAGGCAGACCUUAACACCAUUCAUCCUCUCCUUCUGGCCACCCCUGACAGUGAAGUUAACUCCCAGGUGCAGAAACUCCUCAACAAGCUCAGCGUGAAGCGCCUGAUGCCCAGUGAUGUCAUCACACAUCACAUUCUUCCUAUCCUCAGCUCUGACCAGUGGCAGAACAAAAAGGAUGAGACUCUGAUCAGCUACCUUGUGUAUAUAAAGGAAUGUUAUGAGCAGCAGAAUUCCAUUGUGGACCUUGAGAACUUGUCCACUGUUGCUAGGCUAGUAACCAACCAUGGGGUUAAGAAUCCCAGAGAUGACCCUCUUCACUUCACACUUGCCUAUGGUAACACCAUUGACCUCAAGGCUUGUUUCCCAGGCUAUGACUGGAUCCUCUUGGACGGUGUCUACCUCAACAACUGUAGAAGUAACAUUGAGAUACAACGCUGGCACAGCUUCCUAUCCAAACUAGGCGUCACCAACUUCCUGUGUGUACGGUCAGAAAAAGUCAAGAUUGACUCCAACACUAUUUCAUCCAGUCCUUGGGCUCCAUUUAAAGAGAUGUGGGGAGAUUUGCAGGAAGGCACCUAUGUGCAGGACUGGUGUAGCAGAGAGUUGGAGAGUAUUAUCUCUGACAACCAAAGUCCUGGUUCAUAUGAAGGUCAGAUGAAGAUGCUCUUUCAGCUGCUUGAUAAUGCUUGGGACAAUCAGUAUUUGAAGUAUGUGUCAACUCAGCUGUGUACAGCCGAGGGAAGAUUGAUCAAGGAUACAGAAUCCUCUCUCAGCAUCCUACUACGAACACAUAGUUGGUUGCCAGCAUUAAAGAAGGACUUGAAAGCUGAUUCUGUUGGCAAUGUAAAUGUCUCUAAUAGUGUGACUAUGAUGGCACCCUCAUGCAUAUACCAACGCUUGCCCCAGAUUGAGAAACACCUGUCUCACACAGUCCGCUACCUGGACGCCAUUCCGUCCAAUAAAAGCAGUUUCUGUCAGUUCCUCAGACUGAAGACCUCGGUGGACAUUGAUGAGGUUAAAACAAGUUUAAUAAGCUGGGGUUCACGAUCUAAUGAGAAGGAGCCAGCAGUCUUCUGUACAAGUCUACAGCACAUCAGGACAGUGUACCUCUACUUACUUGAAAACCUCCCUCCAAAGAAAACACAGGACUUAUUAAUGGAAAACUCUGUUAUCUUUGUACCAAUGGCAACUUCGCUCCCCAAUUAUAACCCACCAGCAUCAACAGAUGUAGCUGGGAAGAUGAUGAAUAGACAGGAGGUUUGGUGGACAGACAAGACAGGUCUAAUGGAAAAACACUGUGAACUUCUACAGGAGUAUCAUUCUGACCUGGCCAGGAAAAAGACUUUGGGCCAGCUCUAUUAUGAGAGUGACAUUAAAGAGUUCUUUCUACGUGUCGGUAAGAUUAUCUACCAGCCUAGCAUGGUAGAGUAUGCCGAGCUACUGGUGUUGAUGACCAGCGUGAUGCCUACCGUUGACAGAGCCAAACUGCGUGAUGUAUUUCAGCUUUAUUCGACCAUCGGAUCUCUCCUUCAGGAACCAAAUUCAGAUAUCAGCCAGUCCAGUUCCAUAGAUCAGGAUGUAAAUACCAAGAGACAAAUCCUUGAAGGUGAGAAACGUGAGCUCCUUGGACGGUUAAAAGGUCAGAAGAUUCUGGCCACAAAGAAGGGUCAGUGGAUUAGCAUGGAUCAAAACCCUAUGAUCAGUGACAGCCGUGAAUUUGAGAAAAUGUUCAGUGAAAAAGCAGACGUUCAUUUCAUGGAAUUGGAUGACCCCAAGACAAAGGACAAACGAGGGCGCCAAUCCAGACCUUAUGAUACGGAAGCCUUGCAUGUGUUUCUGAAGCUGUGUAAGGUCUGUAGUUUGACAGAGAGUGUGGAGACUGAGGAGAUCACACCAGACUUUCAGCAAUGUCCCAAGCUUCAGUUUUACAUCCAUCAAGCUGUGCCUCAUAUACAGGACUUCAUAUACAACUGCUACCCACAAAUCUACCAGCUACAGACAGAUGAUAACUUUGCAAAAACGCUACCUGAAAUGAAUUUUUUCCAGGUAUCCCGACUUGAGGUGCGAUAUUUCCUGCGGUUCCAGCACGAGAUAUAUCACAUACAGCCUGAGAAAUGCCUCUGCAAAGGCUCCAUCUUCUUCUUCCACAAAGAUUACCUGACCUCCUACCAAGACAUCAAUAGAGAAAUAUCAAAGUUUUUCAGCAGGAAAGAUGAGAAAUGCUCCCGUAAUCUCAGAACUUUCCUGAACAGUAUGAUGCCAAUUCUAACUGGCCAAUCAGAAGGCUCCUUGGAUGAAAUUUGUGAGGACAAUGGAGUUAUAGAGUUUCUUCCUGAUGGGGAGGAGCGUUGGUGUGUCCCACCCCCUGUAAUGCCUGUUGUUCCAGAACCUCAACCACAAGUUGUUGCUGAGGCUGCUCCCAGUGAAAUGAAAGAGAAACCACAACCAGAGGGGGAGCCGAGACUGACAGCAUGGCCACCUGCCUCUGAUACCAAUGCCAAAGACCAACAAGGCAAGAAGAGAGUCCCAAGAGAAGAGGGGUCUACUGGCUCCAAUAUAUGGCCACCUCCAAAGGCACCCGACUAUCUCCGCAGUGUGAGAGAGCUCCCCUCCGGGGUCAAAGUCACAGAUGAAGAUUCUGAAAACAAAUCUGUCCAAGUAGACAAAUCAGAAGCAGCAGACCCAAGACCAAGAGAAGGUACUACCAGUGAAUCUGGGUCGGUUACUGUAUACUCUCGACAGGACAGCACUGGAGAAAGUGGGGAUGGAAUGAAGAGGAAGCGAGCAGACGACAGUCAGUCGGAAGCUGGAGAAACCAAACGUCCAUACAGUGGAGGGGAGGUUACCGAACAAUCCUCUGAAAACCAAGGGGUCAAAAGGUCAACAUCAAUCCAGUCAGGACCAGAUAAGCCAGGGGCAGAUAAGCCAUCUGGUCAGCUGACAACUGGUGAAGGACAGGUCGAGGACAAAGAGUCUGGAACCAUGACUGGUAACAAACGCCGUCAUCCCAACGAUGGAUCACCACCUCCCACAUCCACCAAGAAACCUGUUCCUGGAGUACACUUUGGUGACCCUGCCUGGGCUAACAUUUCCAGUGAUUAUGUGUUUGAAGUGCUCGACAUCAGUAAAGAUCUCAAACUUCCAGAGAACGUAGUCCUUGAUUCUGGUGCUGGAACUGAGGAAGUAGGGCAGUGGGGAGAAACCCUGGUUUACUACUAUCUCCUACAAAUGCAGGAGAUCAGUUCUGAUAUCAUACAGGUUACAUGGCACAAUCAGCAAAGAGAGACAGGGUUACCAUAUGAUUUUGAAUUGCAUGUUGCCACGGAAACUGGGAUCUCUGUGAUAUAUAUUGAAGUCAAGAGCACUCUAUCUGACAAAAAGGAAGUUUUUGAGAUCUCAGCACCACAGAUUAAGUUUGCUCAAGAGCAGAAAGAGAACUUUUGUAUCUACCGCGUAUUUAAUGCUGGAAAUACGGACGUCAGAUUAGUCAGAAUUCACAACCUGGCCCUCUGCAUGGACCAGAAGCAAGUACGCCUGUGCAUGGUGAUAUAAAUCAAACAACAUACACUUUUGUAGGGGUAAAGGUCACAACUCGGUACUCAUGCUCAGACUGACAUUGUUUGAAUGAAGUGCUUCAUCGAGAUAUGUCUCCUAAAUGAAAACACACACAUAAUACUCCAGAUGAACGUUUGGUUUUAUGCUCAGAGAGCACAACUUUAACAGCAGUGUAAUCUCUUAUCUAGAGUUGUUCUUAUCAGCAUUGUCAUAUUGAUUUGUUGGACUUUCCAUAAAGCAACAUUUUGAGAGAAUCAGAAAUAUUUUGUUUAUAUUAUUUGAAAUCCAAAGUGAACAUUUUUUAUGAAAGUGACAAGAGGAUAGGGUACAAGUUGUUACAACUGUUGAAAGGCCCUCCCCCCUAUUGUUACAGAUGUGACAUCCGUGUCUAGUUUCACUUUUCAUUACAGCAGACUAUCAUUAUCCCAAAGACAUUAUAAAUUCUGAUCCUGACCAUUAUAAAAAAAAUCAGUAGGCCUGUGUUUUGAUAUCCUACAAAAAAUGGUGUUACACAGGUCACUGGAAAGGUCACAUUUUUCUAUGGUUCAUAUUUUUAGAGUUUAAUAAAGUCUUUAAUAAAAAGGACACAAGUGUAUAUACUCCAUGAAAGUUAUAAAUUGAUUACAUUUUUUAAAUUGAUUAUAUUUUCAACAUACAUGUAUGUUCCAGAAUUGUUUUUAUUAUCAUUGAAAAUUGCAUAAAAUAGAAAAAUUUGAAAAUGUCAGCCUUCAUGGUAUAUAAUUAUUUAGACAUGAAAUAGAACAAUAGAAGUAUGAUAUAUAUAUAGACAGUCUUACUGGAAUCAAUGUCUUAUAGAAUUCAUUAACCUCCUUUAUUUCAUUUGUCACAAGUAUUAAAAUCUUGAUUUGUGAGAUAAUCAGUAAAUAUCACCUUACAUUCUUACCUGUAAAACAGGUUAACUACGACUCUGUACAUUUUCCCUACGUGGACAAUUGUGUGAUGUCAUAAUAAAAUUAACAUUAUACCAGCAUUAUAAUGUGUUCCGCAAGUUUUUAGAUGUGUAUGUUACUUGGUAGAGCAGUUAAGCUAUGUGAUAAUUGUAAUAUGAUAGUCCAGUUUAGAUUUGUGUAGAUUUACUAUUGUCGUUGUUUUAUUGCAUUAUAAAUCAUCUAUAUAGAGGAAUUCAUUCAUUUAAAUUGCUUCUGUGAUUUCAUCAGUAUUUUGCUUUGUUGACUUAUUAUUGGAUGGGAUAGAUGUUUACUAUUGUGUUGUAAUAGAGGCUAUAAGUGUACAUGUUUUGGUGGUAAUUUAAUAUUGUUGUUGAUUUAAUUAUGAUUGCACUGAUUGCCAUUCUAAUAUGUAUAUUAUUUUCUAUUGCGUAUAUUCUGGCUGCAUCCUUUUCCACAAUAUUCUUAUCUGUGGAAAUUUUAAAACACUAUUACAUUUGAAUCCCCCAAAGAAUGUAGCCUUACAGUGUAAUGUGAUUGGUACAUUAAACUUCUGUAAGGAAUUGUUUGUAAUAA